UUGUAAAGAUUUUAAUCAUUUUUGUGAAAAGGAUAAUAUCACCGAGGACGAUUUAAUGUUUCCUUCUGAUGUCGAUUAUGAAUAUAAUCGAUCGAUAAUCGAUAAAUAUGGUAUUAGAGAAGAGGAUAUUUUACAUGAUUUUGCAUACAAUAAUAUUGCAUUUCGAACAAUUCAAACAGAUGAAUUAUUAAGACAGCGAAACUGUUAUUCUAUUGACCCUGACGAUUACGUGAAAAAGAAUAUGAAUAGACAAGAAUAUGCGAGUAUAGAAAUGUACAAUAUAGAUAUAAGGUUAAUUGGUUCAAUUAGAAUAAAAUUCAAUCCUGAAGAAACGAUUUGGCCAAGUAACCCAAUUGGAAUCGUAGCGGCAGUACAUUCUAAAGAUGACAUCAUCAAUCCAUUUAUAAGCGGAAUUCCUAUGACUCCCGGAAAUAGAUACAUCGUCCAGUUAACACCCAUUCUGAAAACUCUUUUACCUUCUCCAUUUAGCACAAACUGUAGAAACUAUAUCAAUUCAUCAAACAAUUCAUUUUUAUUCACUCGUAAUUACUGUUUUGCAGAAUGUAGAAAAAAACUUUGGCUGGAAAAAUGUGGGUGCUUAUCACCCGAAUAUCCAUUUGUUACUGACGAAGAAAUCUGUGAUAUAAGUACAUAUGUUUAUGAAUGCCUUUCUUCAAUAAACUUGACAUUAUGCUUGGAUAAAUGUCGAAAACGCUGCAAGUAAGUAUUCUAUUGUUUACUUUCAAGUAAAUCCCGUAAAAAACUGGUGGAACCAGGUUGAAAAAGUAAAGCUCAGCAAAAACACCUAAAUAAAGGAAACUUUUGAAAGUUUUGUCAAGAAUAUUGGAAGCGGAUUUCACAGUAAGGGUGCGACUAUGCAGAUGCGAGCGAGCGAGAAUAUGUGGCGAGAAGAGGCGAGACGCGAUAAAUAUCAAAACCUGUCAGAUGAACCAGAAAUUUGCUCUCGCUAGCGUUAUUUCUCGCUUCUCGUUUGUGCAUGGUUUUCCUUUGCGAAAACUAAAUCGCUCGCAACCUCUCGCUCGCUCUAAAUUCGCGUCUGCAUAGUCGCACCCUAAGGCUCAACAUGUAAAGAAAGUUUUGGAUGAAGUAAUGUUAUCGUGAUAAUAAAUCGGAAAAAUAAACAUCAUUACAGAAAAAGGCUUCGAGCUUUGUGCCUCAAACUUCCUUCGCUGAUAUUAUUCAAAGAUGUUCUAACGUUCGGCCAACUUAUUAUCGGUGUAACGACUUUAAGGCACAAAGUAAAGCUCGAAGCCUUUUACUAUGACAAUGCUUAUUUUUCCGAUUUAUUGUCGUGGUGACAUUGCUUCGUCCAAAACUUCGUAUAGUUAUUAUCUGUGUAAUGUGCAAUUUCUUUACAUGUUAAGCCUGUGAAAUAUGGAUCCAUUCUCAUGCCACAGCUUUCAAAAAGUUUUCUUUAUUU
This is a messenger RNA of Centruroides sculpturatus (bark scorpion), 1441 nucleotides long. RefSeq lists its product as uncharacterized. Gene Ontology annotation, molecular function: sodium channel activity. The record is from RefSeq and is a predicted model, not a curated record. Gene Ontology annotation, cellular component: membrane. The coding region runs from base 56 to 724 and encodes 222 amino acids. The transcript is spliced from 7 exons. Gene Ontology annotation, biological process: sodium ion transport. NCBI's taxonomy places the organism in Eukaryota, Metazoa, Arthropoda, Arachnida, Scorpiones, Buthidae.